AUGAGAGCCCGUAUUCCAACUCCUCGCUAAUCAGAGCAUUCUGAGCAAAAAUAAGCAUUACAUCUUCCAAAGCCAUACAAACUAAGAAGAUACUAUCUGCCUUCUGAGGUUGCCCACCACAAUACCAAAGAUGAUUGCUGGGUUUCUUUCUUCAAUCAAGUCUUUGAUCUAACGUAACUCCUGCAAGAGAAUUUCACAAGUGAACUUUGCGAUCCAAUAGUCUUAAACGCAGGAACUGACAUUACUCAUUGGUUUGAUCCCUUGACUAAAGAGCCAAAAACAUACAUUGAUCCAGUAAAGUGUACAACUUAAGUCUACUCCCCAAUUGGUAGAUAUUUGCACAUUCCAUCCCAAGAACCUGACUCUGACUCCGCCUCGAUUCCUUUCACUACUCCAUGGUGGAGAGAUACUACUAAAUAUAUGAUAGGCAACCUUACCUUCAGAACUAGAAAGAUCAGAAUAAUCAAUAUGCUCACUAAGCAUGAUGAUAUUUUAGAGGUGGCAUCUGAAGAGACAAUCAAUGAAAUUUUAGAUAGAUAUAUUGAAUUGAAUAUGCACUGUGCCUCAUACACAUGGAAACGUUUAGGCAGAGUGCUGGACAUGAGCAAGACCCUAGCAGAGAACGAAAUCCCCGAUGAGACUGACGAGCUAAUAGAACUGGGCAUCGACCCCAGCUAAUUGAGUUUAAUGGGAGGAACUCAGGGAAUUUCAGCAGCAAACAAACCACAAUAGUCCUUCAACCACAAGAUCAUCGCUACACCCUCGACUGUGUUCAUUGGGGACAUUCCCAAAGGGGUCUCAUAUGUUGAGAUAUUUGAGUAUCUCAAGGAACAUGUCGGAGGGGACUUUGAGAUUGUUCUUAAGAGGCCAGCAUAUAGAUACUUCUACUUUGCAUUCUGUAAAUUCAACGAUAUCUAUGUUGCAAGGAAGCUUCUUAAGGACAUCAGAUACCCUGAGAUAAGGGGAAAAGUUUGCAGAGUCAUGCCAUAUGAGAAGGAUCUUAUCUCUAAGAAGUUCGACUCUAAAUCUUCUCUCUUUAUCAAAGGAUUCAAGAAGGACUGGACUCACAAGGACCUCUAUGAGUUCUUCAAGGUAUUUGGUGAGAUAAGCAGUGCUAAGGUGUCCCUCAAAGAAGACCAUCACUCAAGAGGAUAUGGAUUCAUUCAAUUCUAAAGGGAAGAAUCUGCCAACAAAGCAAUUGAACAGUACGAUGGAAAACCAAUCAAAGAAGGAGAGGAGAUUUUGAAGAUUGCAAAAUUCCUUAAAGGAGAUUAGAGAGUUUCAACCAAGAACUUAUUUAACAAUCUCUAUGUUAAGUAAUUCCCUAAGGCUGACUUAUCGAGUGAUGAACUUCGAGAUUUAUUUUCUGUAUACGGUAAAAUUAGCAGUGCUAUUAUCAUGAAAAACGCUGAUGGAAGCAACAAGGGAUUCGGCUUUGUUUGUUUUGCCGACUCUGACUCAGCAAUGAGAGCCCUUACUGACUUGAACGGCAAGGAUGGCCUCUAUGUCAAGAAAGCCCUAAAGAAGGAGCAGAGAGAAGCUGAGGUUAAGAAACAGAGCGAGAAAUUCAAAAAGUCAAUGCAGAAAUUCAACCUCUAUGUGAAGAACUUUCCACUAGACACCACUGAUGAUGAACUCAAAGAAUUCUUUGCCAGAUUCGGAGAAGUUAACAAUGUCAAAAUCAUGAGGAGCCAAAGAGUGACUAAGGUCACUACAAAUGCAGCAACUGAAGGAGAAGAGACAUUUAAGGAACAAGAGUAGAGUGACAAAUAUGCAGAAGAGGGUAAACUCCCAGAGUCACUUGGCUUUGGUUUUGUAAGCUACACUAAUGCAGAAUCUGCUGCCAGAGCAAAACUUGAGACAAAGACUAUGCUGUUCAAAGGUAAGAUUCUUUUCGUGAGCCAGUUUGAGACAAAAGCUGUGAGACAGUCUCAUUUGGAGGAGACCAGAGAUAAGGCCCAAUUCGAUAAGUACAAGAAGAAUCUAACCACAUCUACAUCUUCUCUAAAUAGCCAGAGAGUUAACUAAAAUCUUAAUGGCUUAGGUCAAUUGACUUUGCUGUAGCUAAUCUAAUUUGUAUUGUGCCUCAAAAACUUUGGAAUGGACUAGCUUUAAGCAAUACUGCAGAACCCUGACAUGCUUUAAAACCUCUCUAAGCUGAAUCUUUCAAAUUUAAGCAUGCCUAGUUCUGGUAAUAGAAAUCAUCAUUUCAACAGCAACUUCAAUAGAAGAAGAAAUUUCCAAAACUAGAGGUUCUAAAACUAGCCUAGCCUCAAUUAGAAUCUUUCAACUGGAGCAAAUCAUCAGCAGAUGAAUUCUUAAUAGCCAGUCUAGAUCAAUCAAAAUGUCCCUUAAUCUGUUGCGAAUACUUAUAAGAACUAUAAUCUGAGAGGCUAAGGUUCCUACAGCAAUCAGCCAUCUAAUGUCCCUCCUCCAAUGCCCCCACCACCUGUUGUGAAUGAUCAAGUCAAGUAAUAGACUGCUAUAAAUUAAGGCAACUAGUUCCAGUAAUUGAAUACUUAGUUUGUACCACCAUAGCCAUUUGUAAUGCCCUUUAACUAAAUGAUGAUGCCUUAGCACUAUCAAUAGGCCUUUGACCAGACUCAAUCAAAUACCACUCAGAUAAAUCCAGCCUUCAUGUAAAGUAACCCAAUUUUCAAUUGGGGAAACUUAUCAGCAUCUCAACAGUUGGCAAUCAAUAAAGUUAUGGACAGAUAUUUCAGACUGACUGGCAUUAGAUCUUAGAUGAACGGUGGCUUGCCCAACAAUAUUGUCUUCAGAAAGGAUGUAGAGAACAUUUCGGAGACUGCUGAAUUCAUGUCUCCCAACACUGACUUCAGAAGGAAAAAGGAAAUGCUAGCUGAGAUUCUAAUUGAUUGGGUUAUUUGUCUAGCUGAUGAGAAAAAUUCAAGGAAGAUUCUUGGAAUGAUCAUGAAUGUUCAGGAUUAAGGCUUUAAUGACUGCAUAUCAAGUUUGGAAUUCUUCAGAUUGAAGGUCAAGGAGGGGGUAUCGUUGAUCAAUGCUUAGAAUGCCAGCAAGUCCUCGUCAUCAAGUUCAUCAGAUUCAUCUCAGGUCUUGAAUGGAAACGGAACUCAGAACCAGUUGCAGACUUAAGUUAGCUUCCCCUUGCAGUUAUAAGGACAGCACCUUAUCUAAGUGAGCGAGUAUACAGUCAUCCAACAGCAACAACAGAAUUCUGCAUUCUAAGGAAAUUCAAGCAUCCUAAGCAGCAGUGGAGUUGCAGACAUCAGCAACAACACUGUCUGA
Molecule: messenger RNA, 3267 nt
Organism: Stylonychia lemnae
Lineage: Eukaryota; Ciliophora; Spirotrichea; Sporadotrichida; Oxytrichidae
Source: the annotation of a GenBank genome assembly